GACUACAUUUCCAUUAGAAGAUUGAUUCCAUUACCAGUGUUAUUUUAACAACCAUGGAAUAACGAGCAGCAGUGUUUGAUUAUCAUCUGGAAAUUUAUUUUCAAUUACCGAAUGGCAUCAGCUAGCGUCCCAUUUUUUGUAACCUUAGAAUCUACGUGGGUGUGUGUGGGGGUGUUGUGUUCUGUACUGAUACUGCUGAUUGUGUAUGGGGCAGUUGUGGUGUGCAGAGCUGUGGGCUCAGAGGUACAUGCAGACACAGUGAGGUUGAUGGAACAGAUGAUUGCACUGGACCAACUGGCCAACCAGUACAAUAACAACCAGCAGACCUCCGACUUACAAACAGGCGAUGGUAAAGACAACUCAGGAGGAGAUUUGGAUGAAGAUAGUGGGAAGUCAUUCCGCAAGCAGCGCAAGUUUAUCCUCGAGGGAGACGACGACUCGGUGCUCAGUGGAGCGGAGUCGUCGGAGGACUACUCGGACGAAGAAUCCCCCAGUCGCCGAGGAACUCCCAGCAGUCGGGAGUCCAGUGCGAGAAUCAGGAAAGUAGGAGAGGGGGGAAGGACUGCUUCGGCUAUUGCCAAGGCUUACGUUCGACCUCCAUCUGCGGGCUCAAUACUGAAAGACCGCCGAAGACAGACUCGCAACAUAUCAAAGAAAAACAUGAUGGAUCUAACUAGACAAUCCAAAGUACAUCCAAGUAACUUCGAACUGGAAGACUACAACGAGCCAACGAACGUUCCGAACGACAUUCCCUUGCCAGCUUAUGCGUCGGUUGCUCCGAAGGCAUGGUCAGGCGGAGGCGAUCUUCAAGUGACCUCUGAAGUUGACACAGACACUCGAGAUUUGACCUCAGAAGAUAUUCCAGUCGAGAACCCAAAAGAUGUUGCAAAUGACACCAUCUCGGGCGAUGAGUCCGAAAACAGUCAAGGGAAUCUCGAGGAAUCUCGAGUUGCCUUUGACAACUUGGUGGCUAUGCGUUCCGGAGUAGACUCCGAGAUGGCAAGUCGUAUGUCCGAGAGCACACAGCACGAGUACGAGUCCUCGUCUACCUUCGCGACCGGGACUGCCAAAAAGUACAAAAGAAAGAUUUCCAGACCAGAUUCCGGGUAUCACAAAUAAACCAAAUUUGCUCACAGCUAUUUUACCUGAAGUUAAGGAAAUUGAGACAAUCGCAAUUAGUGGAACGUAAAAUUUUUAAGUCUAUGAUUCUUCUUGCUUUAACCAUUAAACAUUGAAAAAU
Messenger RNA from Symsagittifera roscoffensis, 1240 nucleotides. RefSeq lists its product as uncharacterized. The transcript is spliced from 4 exons. Bases 112 to 1119 code for a protein of 335 amino acids. Lineage: Eukaryota; Metazoa; Xenacoelomorpha; Acoela; Convolutidae. The record is from RefSeq and is a predicted model, not a curated record.